Messenger RNA from Pteronotus mesoamericanus, 1371 nucleotides. It is a transcript of the gene ENOSF1, whose product is annotated as enolase superfamily member 1. Gene Ontology annotation, molecular function: magnesium ion binding; L-fuconate dehydratase activity. Gene Ontology annotation, biological process: carbohydrate catabolic process. The record is from RefSeq and is a predicted model, not a curated record. NCBI's taxonomy places the organism in Eukaryota, Metazoa, Chordata, Mammalia, Chiroptera, Mormoopidae.
GGGGACAUGGUGCAAGGCAGGAUCUCCGGGCUCUCGGUCCGCGACGUGCGCUUUCCCACGUCGCUCGGGGCCCACGGCUCGGACGCCAUGCACACAGACCCUCACUACUCGGCUGCCUAUGUCGUCUUAGAGACUGAUGGAGAUGGGCUGAAGGGGUAUGGAAUCACUGUCACUCUGGGAAAAGGCACUGAAGUUGCUAAAUCUUUUUUUACCGUUGUCUGUUCUGUGAAUGCCCUGGCCCACCAUGUGCUUAACAAGGACCUUAGGGACAUCGUUGGUGACUUCAGAGGCUUCUACAGGCAGCUCACAAGUGAUGGGCAGCUCAGAUGGAUCGGUCCUGAGAAAGGUGUUGUGCAUCUGGCUACAGCAGCCGUUCUCAAUGCUGUGUGGGACCUGUGGGCCAAGCAGGAGAGAAAGCCUCUGUGGAAGUUACUUGUCGACAUGGAUCCCAGGACACUGCUAUCCUGCAUUGAUUUCAGGUACAUCACUGAUGUCCUGACUGAGGAGGAAGCCUACGAAAUACUGCAGGAAGGUCAAGUUGGUAAAAAAGAGAGAGAAGAGCAAAUGCUAAUGGAUGGUUACCCUGCCUACACCACAUCAUGCACCUGGCUGGGGUACUCAGAUGACACAUUGAAGCAGCUCUGCACGGAGGCCCUGAAGAGCGGCUGGACCAGGUUUAAGGUAAAAGUUGGUGCUGAUCUCCAGGAUGACAUCCGUAGGUGCCGACUCAUCAGAGACAUAAUUGGACCUGAGAAGACUUUGAUGAUGGAUGCCAAUCAGCACUGGGAUGUGCCCGAGGCAGUGGAGUGGAUGUCAAAGCUGGCUGAGUUCAAGCCACUGUGGACUGAGGAGCCAACCUCCCCUGAUGACAUUUUGGGACACGCCAUCAUCUCCAAGGCAUUGGUCCCAUUAGGAAUUGGCGUUGCCACAGAACAGUGCCACAAUAGAGUAAUAUUUAAGCAGCUCCUACAGGCGAAAGCCCUGCAGUUUCUCCAGAUUGACAGCUGCAGGCUGGGAAGUGUCAAUGAGAACCUCUCAGUGUUGCUGAUGGCCAAAAAGUUUGGAAUUCCUGUUUGCCCCCACGCUGGUGGAGUAGGCCUCUGUGAAUUGGUACAGCACCUGAUUAUAUCUGACUUCAUAUCAGUCUCCGCAAGCCUCACAAACAGGAUGUGUGAAUAUGUCGACUACCUGCAUGAACAUUUCAAGUAUCCUGUGAUAAUCAAGAAUGCUUCCUACAUGCCUCCUAAGGAAGCUGGUUAUUCCACAGAAAUGAAGGAGAAAGCUAUAAAGAAACACCAAUACCCAGAUGGUGAAGUCUGGAAGAAACUCCGUGCUGCUCAAGGGAAUUAGAGAAUCCAAGGCCAUCCAGGA